AUGCCCCGAAUCAAGAUGGAAAGCGUCAAGGCUGAGCCGCCGAAUGCCAACUUGCACGAACUGCCUAGGGUUCCCGAUACGGUCCUGCAGCAGUCGGCAGCAAUUACAAAUCCUUCAGCAUCUACCGCUGCCCCAUCUUUAGAAACUGCUCAACCCAAUGAUUCACUCCCUCAUGUCAAGCCUGGACCAGGGUCUGCAGCAGUCGUCAAGAAAGAGCAAGCCAACCCCAUUCUCAGCCCCGCCAACCAAGCCAACAAAUCUCGAAUUUCUGUCGAAGAACCUGAGCAGUCUGCCACCCAAGAAGAAAUCCCCAAUUUCCUAGAGCAAUGGACAACAGAAACCUCCCCUGAGAUCCUUGAACGAGGCGUCAAGAUCGGCUUAGAGGUCCUCGGAAGCCUCAAGGUUCCCCUCAGCCUCACCGCUUCCCUCCCAGGCACGCAGGCUAUGACAUGGGUCAGGGCAAUUGAGGACCUCAAGGCCCGCUCUCGGCCGUCUAAAACCAUUGUUGGCGUCGUGGGCAACACAGGUGCUGGCAAGAGCUCUGUCAUCAACGCCCUGCUAGACGAGGAGCGACUUUUACCAACCAACUGCUUGCGCGCCUGUACCGCUUCGCCUACUGAGAUCUCCUAUAACGACUCCGAGAACCCCGGGGAGCUCUAUCGCUCAGAGAUAGACGGGAACAUUUCACGCGAAUGUGCUAACGAAGACAGCGAGGCAGGCAUCGCCUACGCCAAGAUAAAGUCUGUCUACCCUAACAAAACAAGAGAGAUGAUUGCUCAGAGCGACCCUGACCGCUUGGUCAAUGAGCCUGCUGUCGCUCGUGUUCUUGGCAGCGUCAAGAAGCUGAGAGCAACCACAGCGAAGGACUUGUACGCAAGCAUGCAACGUUAUGUGGAUAGCAAGGAGAAGAACCCGCACAAGAAGGACGUCCCCAUGGAGUUUUGGCCCCUGAUUAAGGUUGUCCGGAUAUUCACAAAGGCAAACGCCUUGUCUACUGGUGCCGUCAUUGUCGAUCUUCCUGGUGUCCAGGACUCCAACGCGGCUCGUGCUGCUGUAGCACAGAAUUACAUGAAGGCAUGCACCGGUCUUUGGAUUGUUGCCCCUAUCAACAGAGCCGUCGACGACAAGACAGCCAAAUCACUGCUGGGUGAUUCGUUCAAGCGCCAACUCAAGUACGAUGGUAUCUACUCGGCUGUUACGUUCAUCUGCUCAAAGACAGACGACAUUUCAGUGACUGAGGCUGCUGAAAGUCUCGAUAUUGAAUCUGAUAUCUCUGCUUCUUGGUCCAAGAUCGAGAAGCUCCGCGGCGAACUUCGAGAACUCAAGAGAAAGCUCAAUGACGCCAGGGAAGAGAAGUCGGACCUUGUCGACGGCCUCGAGCAAAUCGACACGCUUUGGGAUAAAUGGGACGACCUCGCCAACAAACAUGCUGAUGGACAAACUGUCUUCGCCCCAUCAGAGAGCAAGAAACGGAAGCGUGGAGCUACUUCAUCCAAGAGUCGGAAACGCAAGUCAUCAUACUCCAGUAGCAGUGAGUCAGAUGAUUCGGACUACAACUCGGACAGCGAUAAGGAAAACCAUCCCGAUAGCCAGAACCGGCAACCUUUGACAGAGAAUAAAAUCCACGGGAAGCUAGCUGAUCUGAAGAAUCACAAGAAGAGAAUCCGACAGAGGCGAAAGGAGGUGGAUGCGGUACUCUCCAACAUGCGACAGGAAAUCAAGAACAUUCAGGCAGAGGAAGAGCGGCUGCUUGGGGCAGCCAAGGCGGUGUGUAUCCAGGGCAGAAACAACUAUUCCAAGGGCGCCAUUCAGCGUGACUUUGCCAUGGGUAUCAAGGAGCUGGAUCAAGAGACUGCAAUCGAGGAAGACGAAGAAACAUUCAAUCCCGACGAGGAUAUCCGUGAUUAUGACGAGGUCGCCCGCAACCUGCCCGUCUUCUGUGUGAGCAGCCGCGCUUACCAGAAGAUGCGAGGACGGCUGCAGAAGGAUGAUUUCAACAAUGAUGGCUUCCGGGAUGUCAACGAAACAGAGGUUCCUCAACUUCAACAGCACGCUAAGAAGCUCACCGAAGGCGGCCGCGCUGCUGGUGGCCGUCGCUUCCUUACCGAACUCAGCCAACUUCUCAACUCAAUGAAGAUGUGGGCUGCCAACGAUGGAUCGCGGUCUCACUUAAGCCAACGAGAGUUGCAGAGUGAGGGAACUCGUGUGCGAGUGCAGCUUGCUACACUGGACAAUCUCAUCCUCACUUUACAGUCAUUGACUGACACGCGACAGGACUUCGCCAAAGCCGUCGAUGACUGCAUUGUUUCCGUGAAAGACGCGCUAUCGGAGAGUAUUUACGACUACUUUGACCUAUCGAUUCCUAUGGCAGCCAGCGCGGCUGGUCCUACGGCAUCCGGCUGGGGUGCUCAUCGCAGCGAAGGUGGAAUGUUUUGGGCCACAUACAAGGCAACAUGCCGCCGGUCGGGAGUCUACUCAGGCGUAUCUGGUCCUCGGGACUUCAACGCAGAGCUGCUCGAGCCGAUCUCCCGACAGCUAGCGAGUGGUUGGGAACGAGCUUUUCAGCGUCGACUGCCAUCGGCCUUCGAGGGCUUCGCUAUGAACGCUCGCCUUUUACUCGAGGGGUUCCAUGGCAGCGUCAUUGCACGAUCUCAAGAGCUGGGUGCCGAUUACAACGGCAUCAAUAUGCUGAGUACGCAGUUGCGAGCUCACACCGCCCGUCUCAGGGAGAUCCCUGGGACACUUCGCACAGUCGUCCAAGAGUUGCAGCGUGAGGCUAGCCGCGGCUUCCACCCUGUCGUUCAACAGGAAAUGCAGCCGGCUUACGACAUUUGUGUCGCGGAGUCAGGCCCUGGUUCCUACGCUCGCAUGAAGAAUCAUAUGGUCAGCCACGUUGAGGCCUCCCGUGAUACCAUAUUCCGCCACUCCACUGAUAGCGUCAAGGAGCAGCUUGAGGCGUUGUGCCGACGACUUCAGGAUGAAUUGACUGCGCAUGUUCAAGACAUCUACAGCCUGCUUGCCCGCGAUUACCUACAUGUCCUCAUUGGCGUCGACAAAGAUCCUAAGCCCACUGGCCUCCCUCGUGCUGAGCGACUGCUUCGAGCAGAGAUGUACCGUAAGCUGGAGCAGACAGCCAAACGCUUCGCCAGACCUAGUCAGGACGCGAGCGCAGAUGCUGCAAACACUACCGGCGGAGGCGACGGUGACGACCCGUUUGCAGACUCGGCCAUAGCUGAUAUGGACGAUCUUUUGUUGGCCCAGCUUUGCGGUGAUACUGUUCAGGGUGCUGAUGCCCGGGGAACAGUCAAGAACGAGCCUUGUGCAUAA
Messenger RNA from Colletotrichum acutatum, 3327 nucleotides. Its product is annotated as Dynamin family-domain-containing protein. The record is from RefSeq and is a predicted model, not a curated record. Lineage: Eukaryota; Fungi; Ascomycota; Sordariomycetes; Glomerellales; Glomerellaceae. The coding region runs from base 1 to 3327 and encodes 1108 amino acids. The transcript is spliced from 5 exons.